AUGAUCUGCUACUUCCUCCUGGUUUAUUAUUUGUCAAGUGCAGCAUGCUCAGAGCUGCUGAGUCGUCACAGAAGGACUUGGAUCAUUGACUCCUUCACAAUCGAGGAGGGGCAUCCAGGACCCUUCCCUUAUGAGCUGGGCACGAUCAGUAUUGAGCGGGACCAUCGAGUAUACUUUGAUCUCUAUGGGGAAGGAGUGGAUGAGGAUCCAAAGGGUGUCCUCUCCAUUGAUAAAGAGUCUGGAAUCUUGUCUAUCCACAGGCCUGUGGACUAUGAGGAGAAGAAGUUGCUAAAGCUGAGCUUUGAGGCCAGAAAGUCAGAUUUAUCUAUUGAAACUAAAUUAGGAAUUGAGAUUUCCAUACUGGACAUCAACGACAACCCACCGCGCUUUCAGAUGGAUCUGUAUGAAAUCAGAAUUGAUGAGGAAAACACACAAGGCUCCAAUCUCCUGACUGUGGUGGCCUAUGACAGAGACGAGGCAGGGUCACCAAACUCCACAUUCCACUAUGAAAUCAAAUCUGUGUCUCCAAACACUCCAGACACUGAAUUCUUCAUUAAUGAGUUUGGAACAAUUUCAUUUAAAGGAUGUUUGGAUCAUGAGGUGGCUGAAAUGUUCACAAUACUGGUGGAGGCCAAAGACCACGGGGAAGUAGUCAGCCUGUCAAGUUCAACCACUGUCAUCAUUCAUGUGCAGGACGGCAACAACCACCUCCCAAUCAUCAGCGGACAAACGGGCACCAGCAGAGUGAAGGAGGACGAGACUGGGUCUUCUCCUCUGCGUCUGCAAGCGACCGACAAAGACACCCUGAAUAGCCCGGCGUGGAGAGCCAGGUACACCAUACAGGGUGACGAGGGGGAGCACUUUAAGGUUGAAACAGACUCAGAUACCAAUGAUGGAAUCCUGACAGUAGUAAAACCUUUAGACUUUGAGGAAGGAGUGCAGAGGGAACUGUCCAUCUCCGUUGAAAAUGAGGCGCCAUAUUUCUUCUGCAAAGUGAAGGAGAGGACGUCCUCAGGCCUCUGGACAGUAGAGACCAGUAAAGUGGAUGAACCUCACACUGUGAAAGUCAUCAUCACAGUAGAGGACAUCAAUGACCCCCCAGUGUUCAGUGUGACUGUCAAAGAGGCCAUGCUGGAGGAGAACGCACCCAUUGGAACCUGGGUAGAGAGAGUGACUGCAUUUGAUCCUGACUCAAGUCAUGCAAAAGAUUUUGUGUACACGAUAGGAAGUGAUCCUGCUGGCUGGGUGGCAGUCGACCCCCACGCAGGCGACAUCACAACAGUCAAAACACCGGACAGAGAAUCUCCUCAUGUUGUUAAUGGCGUCUACACCAUCUUACUGCAUGCAGUGGAUAAUGGGAAUCCACCUCAAACAGGCACAGCUACACUGCAAAUCCAUGUGACUGACCAGAAUGACAACGUGCCGCAGCCAACAGUUCAACACAUGGAUGUGUGUGUGUCCGACAGCCCCACUACCACCAACAUCACAGCCUUUGACCUGGAUGAAAAUCCCUUCGGAGGGCCUUUCACAUUUGAGCUGCUGGGAGAUGUCAAAGGAAAAUGGAAACUGAAUCCCUCAUAUGGUUACACAGCUGGUCUGGUGAAGGAACCCGGUGUGUAUGCCGGACCACACACAAUUAAUGUGAAGAUCUCUGACCUGCAGGGGGAGUAUGGCGUUUACAACCUCAGUGUGACCGUGUGUGACUGCUCUGCAAUGGCCAACUGCCGAACCCGCCGAGAGGCCGCCACGAGAGCUGCCUCUGGUGCUGUAGGCGUGGUGUUUGCCUCUCUGUUCUUACUCCUGUUUCUGCUGCUGAUGGCCGUCACCAUCUCCUGCAAAAAACACUUCACUAUGGUGCAGACGGAUUCAUCUGGAGAAACCCUCCUCAUAUCAAACACGGAGAAACCAGGAACAGACUGCAAGGUGCCUGACGGUGUCCUGGCAGUGUCCCCUGACAAGAAGCACCCUGAUCCAUCUCACUGGCAAACUAUGCAUGAUGGGAUGCAACACACCAUCUUUUCAAAUGAGACAAGCUGGUGUUCUUCUAUGACCAGUGACUUCCAACACACACACCAGUUUGAGGACAUGAGCACAAUGAAUUUCCUCAACAAAAGGAACUCCACCUAUGCGUCAGAUGUGACUCUUCUCACUCUGCUUCAUCGGAGGCUCUCCUCCCUCCAGGAGACAGAGGAUGAGCUGCUGGACUAUGAGCCUCACCUGUACGCAGAGGAGGGGGACUCGGAUCACCUCUCAGAGCUGGAGAGCAUCACCAUUCCUGAUGUGGAUUCACUCCAGAAAACACUAGAAUACUUGGGCCCCAAAUUCAGGCAACUGGCUUCCAUUUGCAGGCCACCGCAUAUUCAAAACUGA
Seriola aureovittata is the source of this 2370-nucleotide messenger RNA. It is a transcript of the gene cdh27, whose product is annotated as cadherin 27. Gene Ontology annotation, molecular function: cadherin binding; calcium ion binding. The record is from RefSeq and is a predicted model, not a curated record. NCBI's taxonomy places the organism in Eukaryota, Metazoa, Chordata, Actinopteri, Carangiformes, Carangidae. Gene Ontology annotation, cellular component: adherens junction; plasma membrane; catenin complex. The transcript has 16 exons. The coding region runs from base 1 to 2370 and encodes 789 amino acids. Gene Ontology annotation, biological process: multicellular organism development; cell-cell junction assembly; homophilic cell-cell adhesion.